AUGGAGUCUUCGUCUAAGAGAUUGACCAAAAGAGAGCGCCAUCCUCCAAUCGCUUACCUGAACAAGUCAUCAUCCACCUUGAAGAGAGCCCCGUCGGCGGCUUCCUAUUUCCAACCCAGCAGCCUUGGCACAGCAUCGUCGCUCUCGCCUGCCACCACGCCUGGUGGCUUGUCUCGCAGUCCUUCGCUGAAGCCCGUCCACGAAUCGCAAAACCAUCACGCCUAUGUAGAUUAUCCCAGGUCGCAGCUUCCGCAGGCCGCGCAACUUCCGCCCGCCUCGGUAGGUCCAACCUUCAAUCUGGGCGUCGUUGAGGAAGCCCUGAACGCCUCCUCCAACCGCGGCCCUGCACGAAGGCCAGCCGGCCCACAGCACACGCAUAGCGAACAGCCAGCGAGAUACCUGCGCCAGUCUCGCUCCUUCACGUCCAAGAUGGACACCACCACGACUCCGCCAUCUACCCACGCCAACAAGACGAACCGCUACAGCGACGGCAGCGGCGAUGCUGCGAAGAAGCGCCUCUCGGGCGGCGCAAAGAAGAAGGGUACCUUUUCCAACUUCAUGAGCAGCAUGCUGGGCUCGCCGCGCCGCCCAACCAUCUCGACGCCCACCAACCCCAUGCACGUUACCCACGUUAGCAUCGACAACCACACGGGCGAGUACACGGGCCUUCCCAAAGAAUGGCAGCGCAUGCUCCAGCAGAAUGGCAUCACCCAGGAGGAACAGAAGCAGCACCCCCAGGCCGUCAUGGACGUCGUCAACUUCUACAAGGACAACGCUGAGAAGACCGAGGACGACGCCAUCUGGGACAAAAUGGGCCCUACGCAGCCUCAGGGAUACGCGUACCAGGCCAAUGUCACCCAGAACGCAAACUAUGGCUCCGCACAGCCCCCCCUCAGUCCUCCACAGAGCCCGCGAUUCCCACGGAACGACCAGUCUAGCUUCGAAAACCCGCGCGCGCCCCCUCCAAUUCCUCGUAGUAUGACCUCGCCCGUUGUCAACUCGCCUCCAGUCAAUGUUGCAGCUAUGGUGCCCAAUCGCCCAGCACCCAGGCCUCCGGGUGCUGCUGCUGGUUCUGCGGCCACCAUGCCAACUAGACCUGCUCCAGCGGCUCCAAGUCCGAUAAUCACGCAGCAACAGAUCCCUCGCCAGGAGAACGACUACCCCCAACCCGCUUAUGCCCAUCCAUCUCCCUCGGGAAGCCCCAAUGGUACCUCGUCGGCAUCCCGUACCCGAUCGAAUACCACGGGAGGAACACCGCCGCGUUUUGAUUCCCCUGCCAGUUCUACCCCGAUAUCUCCCGCCCAGCAAUACCAGCAGCAGCAGCAACAGGCCAUGGCCAUGGCGACCACGGUGCAGCCGAAGGCUCCCUUGGGGAGGAGCGUUAGCCAAAGGGCUCCGCAACCAAACUACGCACCACCUGUAAUCCCUGCGCAAUCGCAACCAACGCCUCAACAGGUCUUCGCACAGCAAUCGGACCCCCAGAACAUCCCAUUACCAUCGCAACAAGCUCGUGUUGGUCCAGCGCCUCGCCCACGCCAAAGGCCUCGACAGAGCCAGGGGCCUGAUAUUGUGGCCAAACUCAAUGCCAUUUGUACCAAUGCGGACCCUAGGGAGAGAUAUCGCAACCUUAGCAAAAUCGGUCAGGGUGCUUCUGGUGGCGUUUUCAUGGCCUACGAGAAUAGCACCAACAAAUGCGUGGCCAUCAAGCAGAUGAACCUCGAGCAGCAGCCCAAGAAGGACCUGAUUAUCAACGAAAUUCUCGUCAUGAAAGACAGCAAACACAAGAACAUUGUAAACUUCAUGGACAGCUUUUUGCUGAGAGGCGAUCUCUGGGUAGUCAUGGAGUACAUGGAGGGCGGAAGUUUGACAGAUGUCGUCACUUUCAACAUCAUGUCGGAAGGGCAAAUAGCUGCUGUGUGCAGAGAAACACUGCACGGUUUGCAACAUCUGCACUCCAAGGGCGUUAUUCACCGAGACAUCAAGUCGGAUAACAUUCUGCUUUCGCAAGAAGGCAACAUCAAGCUAACCGAUUUCGGUUUCUGUGCGCAAAUCAACGAGAGCCACAACAAGCGCACAACCAUGGUGGGUACCCCUUACUGGAUGGCUCCCGAGGUUGUGACUCGCAAGGAGUACGGCCGAAAGGUGGAUAUCUGGUCAUUGGGUAUCAUGUCCAUUGAGAUGAUUGAGGGAGAGCCGCCUUAUCUGAACGAGAGCCCGUUGCGAGCACUCUGGCUUAUCGCCACCAACGGAACACCGACGAUCAAGGAGGAGCACGCCUUGUCGCCUGUGUUCAGGGAUUUCUUGGGCUUCUCGCUGAAGGUCGACCCCGACAAGCGAGCUAGUGCUCACGAUCUUCUGGUGCACCCCUUCAUCCAGACGGCUGAACCACUAGGCACAUUAGCGCCACUGGUGCAAUCAGCGAGGAAAGCAAGAGCAGAAGAGAGACGGAAGAAGGGUGGUCUGUGA
Alternaria atra is the source of this 2466-nucleotide messenger RNA. RefSeq lists its product as uncharacterized. The transcript is spliced from 5 exons. NCBI's taxonomy places the organism in Eukaryota, Fungi, Ascomycota, Dothideomycetes, Pleosporales, Pleosporaceae. Bases 1 to 2466 code for a protein of 821 amino acids. Gene Ontology annotation, molecular function: protein serine/threonine kinase activity; ATP binding. The record is from RefSeq and is a predicted model, not a curated record. Gene Ontology annotation, biological process: intracellular signal transduction; protein phosphorylation; regulation of MAPK cascade. Gene Ontology annotation, cellular component: cytoplasm.